This is a messenger RNA of Sphaeramia orbicularis (orbiculate cardinalfish), 1760 nucleotides long. RefSeq names its product forkhead box I3a (gene foxi3a). The transcript is spliced from 2 exons. Bases 23 to 1267 code for a protein of 414 amino acids. The record is from RefSeq and is a predicted model, not a curated record. Gene Ontology annotation, molecular function: DNA-binding transcription factor activity, RNA polymerase II-specific; RNA polymerase II cis-regulatory region sequence-specific DNA binding. Gene Ontology annotation, biological process: regulation of transcription by RNA polymerase II; anatomical structure morphogenesis; cell differentiation. Lineage: Eukaryota; Metazoa; Chordata; Actinopteri; Kurtiformes; Apogonidae.
CUCACAUACAAACUGAAGCAGAAUGUCAUCAUUUGUCCCAGAGCUGGAUCUGGGUCUGGAUUUGGGUCUGUCCCCCCAGCAGGAGCUUCCGUCUCUGGGUGUGGACCCGUCUGACUUCAGCCUGUACAGUCCUCCAGCUCCUCCUGAACCCGGUCUGUCCUGGCGGCCUCCAGUCUGCCUGAGCAGCCCUGCUCCAUCAGGGGCUCCUGGGGCCAUGAUGGGGGCCUUCUACUCUCACCUGUAUGGCCCCUGGUUGUCCUUUGGCUCCACAGAUGAGAUGCUGCGUCUAGUCCGGCCUCCAUACUCAUACUCUGCUCUCAUCGCCAUGGCAAUCCAGAGCGCUCCAGAGCAGCGCCUGACACUCAGUCAGAUCUAUCAGUACGUCUCUGACAACUUUCCCUUUUACAGCCGCAACAAGGCAGGCUGGCAGAACUCCAUCCGACACAAUCUGUCGCUCAACGACUGUUUCCAGAAGGUUCCCCGUGACGACAAUGACCCCGGUAAAGGAAACUAUUGGACUUUGGAUCCAAACUGUGAGAAGAUGUUUGACAAUGGAAACUUCCGCCGCAAAAGGAAGAGGAAGGCAGACAACAUUACCUCCAACAAGAAGCCUUCCUCUCCCUCCUCUUCCUCUUCCUCCUCUUGCUCCUCCUCCUCCAAGCCCAGCCCCCUGGGCCUCAGUGGCUUCUUUCAGGACUCACUCUUCCCUCUUCCUCCUGACUCUUCCUCCUCCUCUUCCUCCUCUGUGUAUGUCCCAGAGCAGACUCUUCCUCCUCCAGCUCCUCUUCCUCAGGGGUUGAGUUCUUCGUACUCACCUGGGGCUGUGGUCCCACAGUGGGACACCUGUAGCUCCUCCCCUCCCCCCACUCCACACUUCAGCAGCUCUCCACCCCUGUACACUGAGCUGCAAACUGCUGCUGCUGCUCUGCCUGAACUGCAGGACCUGCAGCAGAUCCAGGACCUACAGCAGAUCCAGGACCUACAGCGGAUCCAGGACCUGCAGCGGAUCCAGGACCUACAGCGGAUCCAGGACCUGCAGCAGAUCCAGGACCUACAGCGGAUCCAGGACCUACAGCGGAUCCAGGACCUGCAGCAGAUCCAGGACCUACAGCGGAUCCAGGACCUACAGCGGAUCCAGGACCUGCAGCAGAUCCAUGACGUGCACCAGAUCCAACAGACCCAGAACCAGCCUCUGUUCUCUGGAGGCUUCAGUGAACCUCUGGUCCUGGACCCUCUGUUCCUCCAGCAGUGGACAGACUCAGUCUGAACCAGUUCACACCUGGACACGACAAGAAUCUGAGGCAGACUGAAAACUUUACAGGACAAGAGUCUUACUGAGACUAAAAAACUGGUUUACAAAUGUGCAAAAAGGUUUACAAAGGUCACAAGAUAAACCCCAUAUGUGACACGUAUGAAUCAAAGAGAAAAUGUGUCAUAAUGUCAACUAUAAAUGAGUAAAAACUGGAUGAUACAAUCAAAAGUUUAAUUAAUUAGGUGCAUUACAUUGACAAAAAAGAACUUAAAUUAUUUUUGAAAUUAAAUUAUUUGGUUAUUUAAAUGAAGAAAGUAAGAACGAAAGAAUGAUAAUGAAUAUGUUAAAGUUGUCAAAUGUUUGUUUGAACCAAAAUGCACUGAAGUCAUCUGAAAUGUCUGUAUUUAUCUUUUUUUUUUUCCAUCGUUGUUUAAAUGUAAUUAAUACGGGUGGUGAAUGUUUUCUACAUUGUAAAUAUGAUUUAAAGGUUUUUGGAAUAAAAAACAAA